UGAAUCCUCGAAAGAAACAGUUCCUCCAAACCGCUGUUGCCUGAAAAUCUAUCAUAUGGCAAACACCCCUUGCCACCAUUGUUCUUGUCAACACUUUAUACUUCCCCUUCUCUAUUCUAUGUUUUCUCGAAAUAUGACGAUGUUCUUUCCACUCACAUCAUAGAAUGACCGCUCAUAUUAACUUAUAUUCACUGUUGCAGAAAUGCAACUCUCUCAUUCACAUGAAGCAGCUCCAAGCCUAUCUCAUAACCACUGGCAAAUUCCAAUUCCACCCUUCCCGCACCAAACUUAUUGAACUCUUCGCCAUCUCUCCCGCCGGCAACCUCUCUUUCGCCGCUAAAAUUUUCCGGCAAAUCCAAAACCCCUCCACAAACGACUACAACGCCAUUCUUCGAGGCCUCGCCCAAAGCCCCGAACCAACUCAGUCCAUUUCAUGGUACCGCAACAUGUUACGCUGCCAUCAGAAGAUCGAUGCUUUGACAUGCUCCUUCGCUCUCAAGGGCUGCGCGCGUGCGUUAGCUUUCUCUGAAGCAACCCAGUUGCAUUCUCAGCUUCUGCGUUUUGGGUUUGAUGCUGAUGCAUUAUUACUUACUACUUUGUUGGAUGUGUAUGCGAAAACUGGUUUUCUUGAUGCUUCACAGAAGGUGUUUGAUGGAAUGGUGAAGCGAGAUAUUGCUUCUUGGAAUGCAAUGAUUUCUGGGUUGGCUCAAGGGAGUCGACCCAAUGAGGCUAUAGAUUUGUUUAACAGGAUGAAGGAAGAGGGAUGGAAGCCUAAUGAUGUGACUGUUCUCGGUGCGCUCUCGGCUUGUUCUCAGUUGGGUGCUUUGAAGCAGGGGGAGAUUGUUCAUGGGUAUGUUGUGGAUGAGAAGUUAGACAAGAAUGUGAUUGUUUGUAAUGCUGUUAUUGAUAUGUAUGCUAAAUGUGGGUUUGUUGAUAAAGCUUAUUUGGUCUUUGAUAGUAUGAGUUGUAGGAAAAGUCUUAUCACUUGGAAUACAAUGAUUAUGGCUUUUGCAAUGAAUGGCGAUGGAUACAAGGCACUCGAUCUUUUGGAUAGAAUGGCUUCAGAUGGAACAUGUCCGGAUGCAGUCUCGUAUCUUGCUGCAUUAUGUGCAUGCAACCAUGCUGGAUUGGUGGAUGAAGGGGUUAGACUGUUUGAUUCGAUGAAGGUGUCUGGAGUGAAACUUAAUGUUAAGCAUUAUGGGAGCGUGGUUGAUUUGUUGGGUCGAGCGGGGAGGCUCAAAGAAGCAUAUGAUAUUAUAAAUUCCAUGCCCGUGUUGCCUGAUGUGGUUCUUUGGCAGACUUUGCUUGGGGCUAGCAAGACUUACGGGAAUGUGGAAAUGGCAGAGAUGGCAUCUAAGAAGCUGGUGGAGAUGGGAUCUAACAGUUGUGGAGAUUUUGUCUUGCUGUCGAAUGUUUAUGCAGCACAGCAGAGGUGGAAGGAUGUUGGGAGGGUGAGGGAGGCUAUGGUAAUUAAUGACGUUAGGAAGGUACCUGGAUUUAGCUACACAGAAAUAGAUGGUAGGAUACACAAGUUUAUAAAUCGCGAUCAGAGUCAUCCGAAUUCCAAAGAGAUAUAUGCAAAGCUGGAUGAGAUCAAGUUUAGGAUCAAAGGUUAUGGAUAUAUAGCUGAAACUAACCUUGUGUUGCAUGAUAUAGGCGAUGAGGACAAAGAGAAUGCAUUAAAUUAUCAUAGUGAGAAGUUGGCUGUUGCUUAUGGUUUAAUUAGUACAGUUGAUGGAACACCAAUUCAGGUUAUAAAGAACCUUAGAAUAUGUGUGGAUUGUCAUGCUUUCAUAAAAAUUAUAUCAAAUAUUUUUAAUAGGGAGAUUAUUGUGAGGGAUCGAGCACGAUUUCACAGAUUUAAAGAUGGUGUAUGCUCUUGUAGAGAUUAUUGGUAAAAUUAAAUUUAGAUGCAUGUUGUAUAUAUAUAUUUUUUUCUUAAAGAAGUUUGAAUACUCAAUUUCUCACAGGGUUGACAACAAUACUCAGGUAAUUCAUUAGCUUACUUGUGUAUGUUUUUAUAAAACUUUAUAGCAUCUGAUGCUUUAUCCUUCAAAAUAUUUCUGCUUCUCUGGUACUAUAUCCUUUUACAGGAUAUGAAGAUUUCAUAGGUUCCCAGCUUUUCAUUCCGCCUGAAGAAAGCAUUGUUAAUGUUAAACUUCUUCCCCAUAUUUUCAUAUAUGAUACAACUUAUCUGAUAUUUCUAUGCUUUUUUUUCCAGUGUUGUUAAAUAUAGGUAUAGCACCAAUAUGCUAUUUGGUAAAAUAAUAUUGUCAAAUAGUGAUCAGUAUAUCACUUUUGUAUAGCAAAAUUUGAACGAACUACACUUUUUUGUGAUCAUACUAUUGACAAACUUGCUUUAUUUCCCCCUUUACAGACUACUAAGAGAAAUUGUGAUUCUUGAGUGUAACCUGGCUGCUGCAGUUGAGUGAUCACAAUAAUAAUCAAGAGUGAAACCAAAGUUAUGAAGCUCCUUGUGCUUGUCAUAAUGCUUAUUGUGAUCUUGCCUGUUGUUACUGAGGUUAGACAUAGUUGUAAUAUAUCAACGGGUUGAAUGUCUUCCUCUAUUGGUGAGUUCCAAAUUCUUCAUGGUUUAAGGUUCCAGGUAAACCUAGGAAAGAAGUUAUAGAAGAGUUGUGGAAACCACCUAUAAUUGGAUGGAUCAAAGUCAAUACUGAUGGCUCAGCAAUAGGUUUUCUUUUCAUUGCUGCUACUACUGCUAUUUUUAGAGAUCAUAGAGCUUUUUUGUUGGUUUGUUGCUUCCAAUAUUGAUCAAGAAUGCGCUCUUCAGUGCUGCAACGAUAUCAAUUGAAAUUGCCAAGGUUAGUGUAACUUGUGGAUUGAAAGUGCCUUCAUGAAUGUUAUUAGAUUUCAUGACCUUUGAAAAUAUUGACAUUGUCCCUUGGAAAUAUUGACAUUGCCUCAUAAUUUCUCAAUCUAUGAGAUUUAUCUACACCCACAUAUUUAGAGAAGAAUAUUAUUGUGUUGAUUUCUUUUCUCGUCAUGGUCAUGUUCCUCUUGGUGGACACAAUCACUUGAUUUUAUUA
Molecule: messenger RNA, 3047 nt
Organism: Vicia villosa (hairy vetch)
Lineage: Eukaryota; Viridiplantae; Streptophyta; Magnoliopsida; Fabales; Fabaceae
Product: pentatricopeptide repeat-containing protein At1g34160-like
Exons: 1
Coding region: 165-1898 (577 amino acids)
Biological process (GO): RNA modification
Molecular function (GO): RNA binding; zinc ion binding; protein binding
Source: RefSeq, a predicted model, not a curated record